Molecule: messenger RNA, 2113 nt
Organism: Zootoca vivipara (common lizard)
Lineage: Eukaryota; Metazoa; Chordata; Lepidosauria; Squamata; Lacertidae
Source: RefSeq, a predicted model, not a curated record
CUCGGUGCUGUUCAGAAUCGGGGGUGGGGGGGCGCGAGAAAGGGGGCGCACAACUGCCUGACUGCGGGCCCCGCGAGGAGGUGCUGGAGCCGCCGCCGCCGCCUUCAGCUGGCGCGGGUUCCCGAGUAUGAGAUGGAGUAUGGCUAGCAUGUAUGAAGACAACAGCUUAGCAGAUGUGAUGGUGAUGCUUGAAUGCGGCUGGACUUGCUGAGGGAGGCGAAAGGGUGGCAGGUGGCAGGAGCUGGAGUCUCUCAAGGGUUCUGGUGCCUGGCCUCUGUAAGAAGCCAUGAUCACCUUGAUAACUGAACAGCUACAGAAACAAAGCCUGGAGGAAUUGAAAUGCACAUCCUUCAGCAUCAGCCUGAUGAAAGAUUGGAGAGAUUGCUACGCUGUGCUUCAAGCUGCUGCUGCUGCCUAUGACCAGGAGUCAAAUAACUAAUUCUGAAUGCCUAAAGGGAACUUCAUGGAGGGACCUAGCUCCUUGUCCAAAGAUCCAUCUUCAGGACAGCACAGGUCUUUACCAACACUCCAGCUUGAGCCUCCCCCUGCCCCCCUGCAGCUCAGACAACCGUCCUCAGAACAGCCUCACAUCCCAAACACUGGCCACCAACUCAGUAGUCUCAGAAAAGGCUUCUGUGCCCCCCACCAAAAGACACUGCCGUUCACUAUCAGUGCCUGAAGACCUCUCCCGUUGGCAGGCUGUCUGGAAGCCCCUGGGCUCCAAAGUCUGGACGCACAUCAAACGCCGGGACAACAGUGGAGGGGACACUUUGGCAGUACAAGCCCAGAACCUGGCCCAGGGAGCCAACACACCUUGCUUCAACCCUGCCCCCAGUGCCUCUCACCAGUGUGUUCAAGAUGGUGCUGGUGGUAGCAGCGGCGGCAGGAGCCCCCCUUUCUUUAGCCUGGCCCUAUCCCGAGAAUCGCCAGCAAGCACAUCAUGGGAGACUGGAGAGACUUUGCAGCCCUACCCUCUUCAACGACGUUUCUCCCUUUCACCUGUCAGAUUCCUUCCCUCCCCGCGAAGCUCCACCACCUCCACUCCAGAGUUGCUUCGACACCAGCACAGCCUCCCUCGCAGCCGCUCACAGCCAUGUGACUUGGACACCAGGAAAUCUGGUCUCAAGCGGCGCCACGAUGAGGAUGUGAGGUGGCAUAGGCCCUCGCUUGAUUUCUACAAGAUGAAUCAGAAACCAUUUGCAGGUCAGCUGGACAAAUCUGAAGAAGGUGGCUAUUCAUCAUGGCUCUUGGGCUGCAGCCCACAAGCUCCUUCAGCUCCAUGUAGUCCCCUCAGCAACUGUGUCCAGGUUCUUAGUGAAAGUGAGGAAGAGGAGGAGGAAGAGGAAGCAGCAGUACAAGCGGCACGGCGACUAAAUUGGAAUUUAGCAAGCAAAAGGACACUCUUCCAACCAGACUUUAGCGAUCUGGAUCUAACUUUGAUUGAGGAGAACUAGGGGUUGGAUGUCUCCACAAGAAACUGAUUCUGGGAUCAGCCACAAAGGGAGGCUGCACUCCUUGAUGAGGGAAGUGGGGUGGGUGCAGAGGGGAAAGUGGCAUUGGGACUGGUGGGGUUUUGUCUGCUUGUUUCUUUUUUAUUAAAAAAAAAGGAAAAAUGGCUGUAUAGAUGCUGUAUGUCUCUGGGAUAGAGUGAUGAAGCCCUGCCAGAGGGGUGUGUCCAUAUGUGAGAAAAACAGAGAACUUUGCCAAUAACCCUUCUCCCUAUUCCCAUAUCAGUUUUUUAGCAAGCCCCUUGGGCACCCAGGUUUCAAAAUGGACUCCAUUACCCCAAAGGGAGAUAAUAACAUUAGUCUCUAGUACCGUAAAACGAUGGGGGGCGGGGAGAGUUCUACUAUGACCUCAUUCCAUUGAAAUGAUUCCACAAGUUUGGUGGAAAAAAUAGGAAUCUCUGUAAAAAUAUUGGAUGAAACAAGCAGAGUUGGAAAUUAAAUUUUGUUGUGGUUCUUUGUAAUACUCAUUCCCCACCCCCACCCCCACUGGUAGUACCUAGUUCCUUUCUGGUGGUAAGUAUAGAACUCGAGGCUUUUGCUGCUGUCUGGUGACUGAGAGCGGCCGCCGAGACCACAUAACACCGGUCUUGAAAGAUCUAUAUUGG